Messenger RNA from Dicentrarchus labrax (European seabass), 3323 nucleotides. Its product is annotated as equilibrative nucleoside transporter 1. Gene Ontology annotation, cellular component: plasma membrane. The transcript is spliced from 14 exons. Bases 286 to 1632 code for a protein of 448 amino acids. The record is from RefSeq and is a predicted model, not a curated record. Gene Ontology annotation, molecular function: nucleoside transmembrane transporter activity. NCBI's taxonomy places the organism in Eukaryota, Metazoa, Chordata, Actinopteri, Moronidae. Gene Ontology annotation, biological process: uridine transmembrane transport; nucleoside transmembrane transport.
CGGAGCGUUGAGUUGAGUUUUGCUGCUGAAUGAGAGCAGAGACAAACAAGACAGAUGAAUGCAUGAGCGUUGUUGCCCACGAACCGACGUGCUGCUCACAUGUGAGGGCAUCGCGGGCCGGUUGUGUGAGGCUGCAGAGGAAGAUGAAGGCUGACCUCUCUUUGGACUUUCGGGCCAGAGGUUGAGACUUGUACACAAUCUGAGUUGAGGCAUCGCAGCAGACCUGGUUACCGCCCUGAUUAAAACCCUGACUGAGCACGUGCCUCUGGCAGUCUGACAAGAACCAUGACGGCCAUCAACGCACCUCGGGACAAAUACAAUGCAGUAUGGAUCAUUUUCUUCAUCCUGGGCCUGGGAACCCUCUUACCGUGGAAUUUCUUCAUGACGGCAACGAUGUAUUUCACAAGCAGGCUGAAGGACCCACCCACUGACCUCUCCUUCAAUCGGACGACAAAUGAGACGUCCAGUGCGGGCGGGGACACUCGCACUGUGCUGGAGUCGAAGUUUAACAACGUGAUGACGCUCUGCGCCAUGGUACCUCUGCUCAUUUUCACCUGCCUCAACUCCUUCAUACACCAGAGGAUCCCUCAGAAGCUGCGGAUCUCUGGCAGCCUGGUGGUCAUCCUUGUGGUUUUCCUGUUGACAGCCGUGUUGGUGAAGGUUGACGUGGCCCCACUGCCCUUCUUCACCCUCACUAUGAUCAAAAUUAUCUGCAUUAACUCGUUCGGGGCAAUUCUUCAGGGCAGUCUGUUUGGGCUUGCAGGGAUUCUGCCUGCCUCCUACACCACACCCAUCAUGAGUGGACAGGGGCUGGCUGGAACCUUCGCUGCUUUCUCCAUGAUCUGCGCACUGGCCAGUGGAUCAGCCCUGCAGGACAGCGCUUUUGGUUACUUCAUCACAGCCUGCGUUGUCAUUCUGUUGGCCAUAUUGUCCUACCUCACUCUGCCCAGGAUGGAGUUUUUCCAGUACUAUAUGGAGAGUAAUAAAUCCAGACCCUCUGCUGACGAGGAGAACAAGAUGGACUUGCUUAAAAAAGAGAGUCCAGCAGAGAAGCGGCCGGUGGUGAGUCUGGUGGAGGACGAGGCCAAACCCAGCGUGUCUGUGGUAAACAUCUUCAAACAGAUCUGGGUGAUGGCUUUGUCAGUGUGCUUCAUCUUCACCGUCACCAUCGGAACAUUCCCAGCCGUAACAGUUGACGUCAGAUCCACUGUAGCGCAAGAAGGAGACGCCUGGGGAACAUACUUCAUCCCUGUGUCAUGUUUCCUCCUCUUCAACUUAAUGGACUGGGCUGGCAGGAGUCUGACAGCUGUCUGUAUGUGGCCGGGUAAAGACAGUAUCUGGCUUCCUGUCCUGGUGGGUCUGCGGGUCGUCUUCAUCCCUCUCUUCAUGCUGUGUAACGUCCAGCCCCGCAACUAUCUCCCUGUCCUGUUUUCCCACGAUGCCUGGUACAUCAUCUUCAUGAUCUUCUUCUCCUUCUCCAACGGAUACCUGGCCAGUCUCUGCAUGUGCUUUGGACCUAAGAAGGUGCCACAGCAUGAGUCGGAGACCGCGGGGGCCAUCAUGGCCUUCUUCUUGUCCCUUGGCCUGGCGCUGGGGGCCGCAGUCUCAUUUGCUUUCCGGGCCAUGGUCUAAAAUCUCCAGUAGACCUUUCAGUAGAUGUAGAUUAGACCACUUCCAACAUUCUCCCUGUCUUUACCCGUUAAUGGGAGAACCUUUCAAUAACUGGACUAGUCACACUCCUCGACGACUGUCUCCGGCUGAGUGGAGAUAGAAGACUAGAGAACCUCGGUCUUCUGAAGUAUACAGUAGAGACUUGUCUCAUACAGCCAUUUUGGCAAAAAAUGUAAGCUGAAACAUGUUACUGAAUUUUUCUUUUCCUGUUUCUUGGUGAUAUUUUCCAACCGAUGCCAUUGAUCAAACAUGUUGUAGAGUAAAACAAGCAAAUUUAAACCAAAAGUGUUAAAAAAAAAAAACAAUAAGUCGUAGUGGACUUAACAGGAAUUCUUCAAGGUGUGUUUUAAAUUUCCCUAAAUCUUGAGCCCAGGCAGUGAUAAUGACGACCUCUGUCACACAGAGUAUCCCAGAGCCUCAUUCACAAAAUGUUCUUUUGCACACAAAAAAAAAAAGACAAUGAUAAAAUGUUGGAUCACGAUAAUGUUUUGAUCGUAUGUAAAAUGACAAAUUUCUUUCACGUUCUUUAAACAUUCACAUUCUUUAGAAAUCAUAUAAAGUUUUAAGGGUGUGUAAAUAAAGUCUGAACACAUUUUCUUUUUAUAAACGAGGCUCUUGGAUUCUGGCGUUUGGCUCGUCUACAUUCAACCCAUCAGUUUAUAAACUGUGAUCCUCAACGUGACUGUUAAAAAAAAAAAAAGUUUGCACAUCAAACAUGAACGUUACAUCACUCCGGACUGUUGCAGCUUUUAACUCUGAUCAAGCCAAAAACAUAAAGACAACAUGGGAAAAUGAUGAACUUUGAAGGGAGGUCAUGACCCAUCAAACGUGUGUGUGUAUGUGCGUGCGUGCAUGUGUGUGUGCAUGUGUGCGUGCGUGUGUGUAAACUUCUGCAUAACAAGUUGUUAAAUUCUCAAAGAAUGUAAGGACGGUCUAAAUCCUAAAGACGAGGUUUUAAUCAAAUUUUGGGCGACUUACCGCUGAGUGUUCAUUGUCUUAGAGAGCCGUGUUUUGUGUUUGUCUCUUGUGUAGUUUUUAGACGAAGUCGUACCGGAGUGGGUCUGUUUGGUUGUCUGAAAAACAUCCGGAUACUUCAAAUUGUCUCGAGUUCACUGAAUAGAAACAGAGGUCGCAUUUUCUGUCUCGAUUUUUCAGUUUUUACUGUUACUGUGUCUUCCUGAUUAACACACACACACACAGAUUUUGCCACGAUUGAACGCAGCAAAGAGAAGAAGAGAUGUGGCAGACAUGAAACGUGCCAUUGUGAGUGAGAUUAGGAGACUUUCUUGAGCCUGUGACAAAUUUCUCAUAAAACGUGUUCUCCUGGAGGUUUUAUAUCACAAGUAGUUUUUAGUAUAUUUUUCAAACUUUACCACUUGGCUCUCGCCGGGUUAGCUAUGUUAUUAAGACGGGGGGGGGCUGUCAUUGUUAUCAUUUUGUUUCUUUGCAUUGUUGUCCUUUUUUGAUGCCCUUUUUUUUGUUUUUUAAGUCUGCUCUAGUUGUACACAAUAUUAACAGCCUGUUUGUUUGAAAGCACAACGUUGGUCUGUUCUUCCCUGUUUUGUUGCUAUGGGAGUCUGGACCAUUAAAAUGUUGCUUAUACUGCAGCUUAAAACCGUUCUGUGAUAAAUAAAACCGUGUAUUUUUAAGAA